This is a messenger RNA of Puntigrus tetrazona (Sumatra barb), 1438 nucleotides long. RefSeq lists its product as uncharacterized. The record is from RefSeq and is a predicted model, not a curated record. Lineage: Eukaryota; Metazoa; Chordata; Actinopteri; Cypriniformes; Cyprinidae. The coding region runs from base 6 to 1049 and encodes 347 amino acids. The transcript has 6 exons.
CUUGAAUGCUAAGCAGCACAGUCUGUUGUUUUGUUGUCCAUGUUGCUAAGCGACCAUCAGCAAGUCAAAGGCUGAAAGAAAAGACAAAUCCCGAAAGAGAACGAGACGUGGUGGAGGGCAGGAAAUUGCAAGUUUUAAGAGCCAAUCUCUGGUGCUUCUGUGUGGACCAAGGGUGCAGUGUUUGUGAAGACAAAAUGUGGGACACGAGGUCUCUCGAGAAGAUGGUGAACAGGACAACUCUAAGCACACAGAGAGUGCUCCACACACACAUUCUGGAACUAGGAGAACGGUUAUGUCCAUGGUCAUCUCCCAACGCUAGAAGAGAUGACCACCCAAAAUCGGCCACGAACUUAAUCAAUUUACAGCCUGCGAUUGGACGGGACCAGCCUGACGCCCCCGCCAUGGAGGAAUUUAAGCAGUUGGCAGAGAAAGAAAAACGUGAUGCCCUUAGACUCCAAGAGGAGAGUCUGCAGGCCAGUUUUCGAGAGGCCCUGCGAGCAAGGGACAGGCUGGAGGCUGGAAUGAGGCGAGAGCUCCAGAUCGAGCUGCAGGCCCAGUUCAGAGCUCAUUGUGAAGGCCUGAGGGCUCAGAUGGAAGAAGAGAAGGUCCAGGCCGUAGGGGAGGCCUGCAGGAAGCUGCGAGACCAGCUGCACAAAGAAGCAGAGGAGACCAGAGACAAAAUAGUACACACUGUACGAGAAGAGACACAGGAGUGUGUGAGGAGGUGUGUGCAGGAUGCCGAGAGAGGUAUUCGUGAGGAGUGUGACAUGAAGGCAGAGAGAGAGAAACAGGCCCUACAGGACAGACAUGAAGGGGAGAUAUCUGAGCUACAAAACAGGAUACAGCAGCUGCAGGACAGUCUGGAGCAGGCCUGCGGGGAGCGCAUUCAGUACGAAGCAGAGUUUAAGAAGGUGCAGGCCAGCUACAAGCGGUUUGUGGACUUGACCGAUUCCUCCCUCCACUCUGAUUACCUCUUAAAGCUGCGCAGACUGGGGAGAGAGCCAGGUCUCAUGGACACUGCGACACAGACUGAUGAGAUCACCUCCUAACUGUGAUCUUGUAACGGCAGUGUUCUCUCAUCCCGGCGUCUGGCUAUUUGACAUGACGUGUCAUAGUAGUGUCCUGUGGCACAUGCCGUACUUCGUCUAAAGCCACAUUAAGCAUUUGUCUGACAUUUUCAAGAAACUAUAGGAACGUGCCAUUUAGAAAUAUAUUUACAGCUUGAAAGUUGUUAGAAAAAAAUCUAUUUAUCUUUCACGGUACCAAGGUUGAGAACUUUACAACCUAUUGUGUAGAUAUACGAAAUGAUUAAUGUUUACAGCAUGCUAUCUCUGUAUGCAUGUAAAACUAUGUCGAACUAAUAGGUUUAACGGAUGCAAUUUUAAUAAAUGCUUCUGAAUAUUUAAUGCCCUUUAUCUUAUUUUACAUUGUAGUGUAG